AUGGAGCUAGAGCAGUCGUCGCCAGCCAGGACACAUGGAGCUUUCACGGUGGUAACGCUUGUGUACGCCGGAGUUGCUGUCUCAGGGUUCCUGAUGUUCGGCGAGUCCACCAUGUCACAGUUCACUCUCAACUUGCCACAGCAGUACAUCCCAUCCAAGAUUGCCAUUUGUUUGACGGUUGUGAAUCCUUACACAAAGUAUGCACUGACGAUGACGUCGGUCGCAUUGUCGAUAGAGGAAGCCCUACCAAAGAAGAUGCAGAGUUACCUGGUCGGAAUGCUCGUUAGGACAUUCCUCGUCCUCUCAACCGUUGCGGUGGCUCUGUUUUUCCCUUACUUUGCCCUGGUGAUGGCGCUGCUUGGAUCCGUGUUCACAAUGCUCGUGGCCUUGAUACUCCCAUGCGCAUGCUACCUCUCCAUCAAGAAGGGCGCAGUGCCCUUGUGGGAGGUAACCACCAACUAGAAACGCGCG
Zea mays is the source of this 471-nucleotide messenger RNA. Its product is annotated as amino acid transporter AVT1C-like. Gene Ontology annotation, cellular component: vacuolar membrane. Gene Ontology annotation, biological process: amino acid transmembrane transport. Lineage: Eukaryota; Viridiplantae; Streptophyta; Magnoliopsida; Poales; Poaceae. The record is from RefSeq and is a predicted model, not a curated record. The coding region runs from base 1 to 462 and encodes 153 amino acids. Gene Ontology annotation, molecular function: L-amino acid transmembrane transporter activity. The transcript has 5 exons.